Paramecium tetraurelia is the source of this 1160-nucleotide messenger RNA. RefSeq lists its product as uncharacterized. The transcript has a single exon. Lineage: Eukaryota; Ciliophora; Oligohymenophorea; Peniculida; Parameciidae. The record is from RefSeq and is a predicted model, not a curated record.
AUGAAAUUGAUUGCUACAUUAUUAGUCGUAUUAGUUUGCGUCAGUGCUGCUCCAAGAAAUCCAUUUGAUUAUUCAAAGAAGCGAUCUUUGACAGCAGUCAUGGCUGAAGUUGAAGCAAAGCUAAAUAACAAGUCACCACUUGAUGCCGUCUUGAAUAUCUUGAGAGAUUUCAGAGAUGCAGUCAACACAGAAUAAGUUAACCAUGAUGAAAUCUACAAUAUCCAAUAAACUGAAUGCGAUUCUGAAAAUGAAUUUAGAUCAAGAUAAGUUUAAGAUGCUCAAACAGUUUUGAGAGAUUCCACUGCUGCCUUGAAUGUCUGCAAUACUUCUAAAAUUAGAACAACCAACGUCGCAGAAGUCAACUAAUAAUAAUACCAAUCAGCUUAAGAACACUUAACAACAGUCUUGAACACUGCUGAAACAGAAGCACAAUACUUCAAGAGAAGAGGAAGAGAUUAUGAAGACGCUCUCCAUGCUAUCGAUGAAGCCUAAGAUAUCUUAGCUGCUAUCUAUAGUGGAUCUGGAUCAUUUGCUGAAAUCAGCAAAGUUUCAAAGAGCAUGCUCUAAACUGCUUUCAACAUCAAGGAAACUGCUAAAUUCGCCCCAAUCUUCUAUGCCUUUGCUCAAUUGGCUGCUUAAGAAGGAUAACUCGAUGAAUCAGCCCUCGAAAGAGUUGCUUAACUUUUGGACAACUUGAGAUCCAAUAUUCAAGAAGCCUAUGACGAUUUUGCUAGCUCAAAUGCUGCUUCCGUUGCUGCCUUCAACGACUAAAAGGAAAGAUUAGGAUAAACCAUUGCCAGACUUGAAGCCUAAAGCGAAAGACUCUAAAACAAGUUAACCAACUUAGUCUAAUGCAUUGGAACUCAAUCAGCCAUUGCUUAAACCGCCUCAGGAAAACUCUAAAGAAACUAAUAACUUUGGGACUAAGCCUAAGCUUUAUGCUCAACCUUCUCCAAUGAAUACAACUAUGCCACCUAAGCCAGAAGAAACGAACUCUAAUUGGUUGCUCAAUUGGAAGAGAUGGUCGCUGAAAGAUUCGACUAAGUUGAAGAUGAAAAUCACAAACUAGGCACUAGUCUUUCUCCAAGAAAUGGAUAUUGAUUUUUAUCAAAAUAUAAUAUGUAAAACAAAAAAGUUUCAACCUUUUUUUGAAUAAAUUA